AUGACCCAGGCCACGAAAGAUGCAGCCAAAUUUCUGAAGAGCACACUUCGGCUGCCCUCCUCCACGUUUCCUCCUCGCCCAAAGCCCGCAGAUAUCGCCAAAUACCUUCCAAGAUGUGCAGAUGACCUCUACGCCUGGCAGCGCCAAGAACGGCCUGCUGCGAACACUUUUGUCCUCCACGAUGGACCGCCUUACGCCAACGGAGAUCUGCACGUCGGACACGCGCUGAACAAGAUCCUCAAAGACAUCAUCUGCCGCUCUAGGCUCGCCGAAGGCAGACGGGUUGACUACGUGCCUGGUUGGGACUGCCACGGUUUGCCGAUUGAGCUAAAGGCUCUUGAACAGCAUGGCUGGCAGCGCGGACAAGGCGUCGACCCCGUGGCGAUCCGCAAAGCCGCGAGAAAGUUCGCUUACAAGACGGUGGAAAAGCAGAUGGCUGGCUUUCGGUCGUGGGCUGUGAUGGGUGAUUGGCAAAAUCACUGGAAAACCAUGGACAAGAGCUUUGAAAUGCGGCAGUUGGCGGUGUUUCAGGCUAUGGCGCAGCAUGGGUUGAUAUACCGAAAGCACAAGCCAGUGUAUUGGUCGCCCUCCUCUGGGACUGCUCUAGCCGAAGCGGAGCUUGAAUAUCAGGACGACCACGUCUCAACUGCGGCAUUGGUGAAGUUCCCCUUAGACACAUCUGAUCUCUCAGGGGAUGGACUAGUCAAUGCGGUAAUAUGGACUACUACGCCCUGGACGCUUCCGGCAAAUCAAGCAAUAGCCAUUCAUUCCGCCUUGCAGUACAGCCUCGUCAAAUCAGAGACUCACGGACUUUUGAUCGUGGCACGUGCCAGAGUGUCCUAUUUGGAGGAGACCAUAGGAGAGCAUGUACAGGUCGUCUUGGACUCUGUCCCUGUUGACAAGCUGCUGCAAAGUACCUAUUCGGGCUUGAGCCAGUUUGGAAAUGGAGCAGCGAAUAGGCCAUUCGUUCACGCAGACUUCGUGUCAGCCCAGAGCGGUACCGGUCUCGUUCACUGUGCUCCUGGUCAUGGUAUGGAGGACUAUGAAGCUCUGCAACCAUUGAUCCAAGCCUCAAAGGUGUCUGUGCGAGCGCCGGUAGACAACCUAGGUCGUUUCAAUGACACGGCCUCUCCCAAUGAUCCCAGCCUUUUGGCUGGAAAAGACGUAUUCGGAGAGGGAAACAAGGCGAUCUUGGAGCUGUUGCAGGAAAGUGGGCUGCUCGUCCACCAGCACGCAUACAAACACAAGUACCCGAUAGACUGGAGGACCAAAGAGCCCGUGAUCAUCCGCGCAACGGCUCAGUGGUUUGCCGAUAUUUCCGAGAUCAAAACUGACACCAUGCACGCGCUCGACACUGUACGCUUUCUGCCUGAGACAGGUAGAAGCCGCCUGCGGAGCUUUGUGGAGAACAGGAGCGAAUGGUGUAUCUCGCGGCAGCGAGCCUGGGGGGUUCCUAUACCGGCAAUCUACCAUAAGACCACGGGUGAAGCUGUCUUGACGCCGGAGAGCAUUGGACAUAUCAUUAGAGUCAUUGACGACCGAGGAAUCGAUGCGUGGUGGUCUGACGCACCCGACGAUCCACGCUGGAUCCAUCCGGGCUUGUCAUCCUCUCCAGGCUCUUCAGAAUACGUUCGUGGCAUGGAUACAAUGGACGUGUGGUUCGACAGCGGCACGAGCUGGACGUUGAUGCUUCAAGAUACCAAAGGGUCGGUCGAACUCCGACCUCAAUCUGCACCACUGGCCGACAUUUAUGUCGAAGGCACCGAUCAGCACAGAGGCUGGUUCCAGUCAAGUUUACUCACCAACGUGGCAUACCAGAAAUCUCUGCACCCAACUGCCGCCUCGAAUAUACCGUCAUGCCAUGCCCCGUUCCGCAUUCUCGCUACCCACGGCUUCACCUUGGAUGAGCACGGUAAGAAGAUGAGCAAAUCACUCGGCAACGUCAUUGCUCCUGCUCAGAUCAUUGCUGGCAUCGAACCGGCCUCGAAGACAGCCCCCGUUACUGCGAAGGCAUCACAGCAGACCAAGGGAAAGCGGGAGCAUCAUCCUCUCGGACCCGAUGCGCUGAGAAUGUGGGUUGCAAGUAGCGAGUGGACCAAGGACGUUGUGAUCAGCGACAAGGUCGUUAGUUCUGUCCACAACGCACUCGACAAGUACCGCCUUACAAUGAGGAUGUUACUGGGCAUGUUAAGCGAUUUUGAUCCACGGAUGCUCGUCCCGUAUGAGAAAAUGUCUCGGCUGGACCAGAUGGCAAUGCUGCAGCUAUACGUCGUCUGCCAUUCUACACGAAAGGCGUAUUCGGAUCUAGAGCUUCACAAAGCCGCAUCCUCCAUCCAUAAAUGGGUUACGACGGAUUUGUCCAGCUUCUACUUUGAAGCCAUCAAAGACAUCAUUUAUUGUGACACGCCCACAAGUGAAAGGCGAUUGAGUGCUCAGACAGCGCUACAUCAUAUUUUGUGUCAAUUACAGACUCUGCUUGGACCGAUCACACCACUUUUGGUGGAGGAAAGCUGGGAACACAGCCCCGAGAGCUACAAAUCUGCGCUUGACCACCCACUGAAGCGGAUAUGGACCUACCCUCCAGAAGAAUGGUACGACAAUGCUCUGGAGUGUGUGAUACCAACGGUGAUGGCUAUCAACUCGAGCGUCAAAGCCGCACAAGAAGCGGCUCGCAAGGACAAACUCAUGGGACAGUCGCUGGCGUCAGAUGUCACGAUCCAUCUUCGGGAAGGUAUUGAUUUGUCCAAUGUGCCGAGAGACACUCUGAGAGAAAUCCUGGUGGUGUCGGAAGUGGAAAUAGUGAAGCAGGGCGUUGUUGAAAUUGUCUCUGGUCAAGAAUGGAUACGCUCGAGCGAUAUCGUGUCGCCCGAAGGGCAGACACUGGGGAUCGCCCAUGUCACGAGCCCUCGUGGUGGAAAAUGUGCUCGAUGCUGGAGAUAUGUGGUUCAACCAGAAGCAUCACAGGAACCAGAAGAACCACAAGAUACCGAAAAGCUACCCCUCUGUGUACGAUGUACAGACGCCGUUGCGGAACAUCAAAAGUAG
This is a messenger RNA of Capronia epimyces CBS 606.96, 3045 nucleotides long. Its product is annotated as isoleucyl-tRNA synthetase. Gene Ontology annotation, molecular function: aminoacyl-tRNA deacylase activity; isoleucine-tRNA ligase activity; tRNA binding. Gene Ontology annotation, biological process: isoleucyl-tRNA aminoacylation. Bases 1 to 3045 code for a protein of 1014 amino acids. Gene Ontology annotation, cellular component: cytosol. The record is from RefSeq and is a predicted model, not a curated record. The transcript has a single exon. NCBI's taxonomy places the organism in Eukaryota, Fungi, Ascomycota, Eurotiomycetes, Chaetothyriales, Herpotrichiellaceae.